Molecule: messenger RNA, 946 nt
Organism: Polyodon spathula (Mississippi paddlefish)
Lineage: Eukaryota; Metazoa; Chordata; Actinopteri; Acipenseriformes; Polyodontidae
Gene: aqp12
Product: aquaporin 12
Exons: 3
Coding region: 1-858 (285 amino acids)
Biological process (GO): transmembrane transport
Cellular component (GO): cytoplasm; membrane
Molecular function (GO): channel activity
Source: RefSeq, a predicted model, not a curated record
AUGUCUGGACUAAAUGUCUCUUUGGGAUAUUUCCUGGCAGUCCUUGCCCUCAGUGAGGUUGCCCGUCGUCUGCUGAGGAAGCUUCCCGUGCUCGGGGGUUUCUCUGGUGAGCUCCCUGCCUCUUUCAUGCUCGUGGCCUGCUGGCAUGAGCUGCGGACUUUAAUGGAAGUGGGAGCAUGGGCAGGGGGAUUCGGCCCGGACGUCUCUGUGACUUUGCUCUUUCUCAUUCUGGUGGUUCACGGAAUUUGUUCGCAGGGGGCUUCUGGUAAUCCCACGGUGACUCUACAGUGCUUCCUCCUCUUAACAGUCUCACCCUGGGUUGCCCUCUCCAGCCUGGUGGGUCAGUUUGCAGGAGCAGCCCUCGCCAGCGCCCUGGCCAUCCGCUACUGGAUGCUUGAGCUCACGGAUAUGCACAUGAUCCAGAACAUGAUGUCCCGGGAUUGCAGCGCGGCGUUGCGAGUCUCGGUCCCACAGGGUGCCUUCGCAGAAGGUGUGUGCGCAUUCUUUUUCCACCUUCUUGCUCUGCGACUCCGGCACAGCACCGCGCUCUUCAGGGUCCCGCUCACAGCGCUAACUAGCACCUUUCUCACUUGUGCAGCUAGCAGUUACACUACUGGCCUCUUCAAUCCAGCGCUGGCUUUCACACUCACCUUCCACUGCUCCGGAUACACGUUGCAGGAGUACGCCACCGUCUACUGGCUCGGGCCAAUCACUGGAAUGACCCUGGCCCUGUUCCUGUAUCAGGGACACAUCCCUCGCCUCUUCAGCAGGAACCUGCUCUACUCCCAGAAGAGCCGCUACCGGGUCCCGCAGGCCAAGACUGCCCAGGAUCAGGGGGGCAGAACGAAGGACGGGUGAGGGGCCCAGAGACACAGCACUCGCCUGCCUCAGACCAGCCACGCCAGCACUCACUGAAUAUCAGCUAGUUUGUUUUUAAUAAAAGGAC